AUGGCGCCGGGUCGUCGAACGCGAAACAAAAAGGCCCCAGAGCCAGUCGUGGAAUCGCCCCCACAGCAAGAGGAAGAUCAGGAUUCAUCAGAGUUGGAAGAGAUCGCCUCCCCAGAACCCGAAAAUGCGGACAGCGAUGAAGACGCCCCAUCUCUCAAGUUCGACGAGGAGCUCACAUGGCGGCCCGCGAGGCCGAUUGCAGUGGGAACCCUCAUAAGUCGGCUGGAAAAGUUGUCGGAGGAGCUGGCCGAUUACGACCAGGAAGGAGUCAACCUCGAUUCACUGAGCGAAGUCUCCGCUGCAUUGGCGCACCGGAACCUAUUACAACACAAGGAUAAGGGAGUCAGAGCAUACACAGCGUGCUGUCUGGUGGACAUCCUACGCCUCCAUGUCCCAGAAGCCCCUUUUACAGCGGAUCAACUCAAAUUGAUAUUUACACUCUUCAUCGGCAGCAUUAUCCCUGCGCUGUUCGACCCGAAAAACCCCUGGAAGACGCAGAACAAGCAUGUGCUGACGUCCUUGACCGAAGUCAAGAGUCUUCUCUUGCUAAACGAAGUGCCGGGUGGCGAUGACUUGACGGUACGGCUCUUCAACACAACAUUCGAUGGUGUCGAGAACAGCGCAAAGGCGAAAGCCGGUGAGCAGCUGCCCAAGGAUGUCGUCACACAUUUGACGGAGGCGCUCAUUCUGCUCAUCGAUGAGGCCCCAGGCAGUGUUCCUCCGGCCAUGAUUGAUUCCGUCUUGACGCAGUUCCUCCGAGCCCUUCCACCUGGCGGCUCUCGAAAUAGAGAGCACAGCCAGAACCAGGCUACGCUACUGCCGAAAUCCGAGCCACCUGCCUACACGAUUGCCAAAAACAUCUGCAAUGGCUGCCCUGACAAGUUGGCUCGAUACGUCAGUCAAUAUUUCGGCGACGUUAUCCUGAGCGCCUCUCGAUUCGCGACGGCACCAAACGGCCACAAACACGACGGCGAUUCGGACGAUGGCGAGCCUGCAGGAGAUUCGGGCCCUUCAGACGACGACAUCAAGAACCUGGAACGCGCACACAUCCUGAUUCGUGAACUGUGGCGUGCAGCGCCUUCCAUCCUGUCAAACGUCGUGCAGCAGGUCGAGGCUGAGCUGAGCGCCGACAAUCUGCACCUGCGGCAGGUCGCGACAGAAACCAUCGGCGACAUGAUUGCAGGCGUUGGUGCUGCUGGACUCCACCCUUCACCCAUACGGGACGCGGCAGUGUAUCCUCCUGUGCGCUUGAUGGAUGAACCUACUACAACAUAUGCGCCGAACGCGUUGACCACUCCCCAGUCACCAUUCUCAUUCAUCCAGACGCACCACAGCGCCUACCGCAGCUUUGUGGGUAGACGCUUUGACAAAAGUGCCAGCAUCCGAGCCAUCUGGGUUACGGCCGUGGGGCGCAUCCUGUCGACCUCGGCAGGCGGUCUAGGCCUCAACCCCGUCGAAGAGAAGGAGCUUCUUCAGACCCUGCAUGCCAAGCUCUCCGACAGCGAGGAAAAGGUCCGUCUAGCCGCUGUCAAAGCCGUCGAGCUCCUCGGAUUCAGAGACAUUGUCCUUAAACUAGGAGCGUUCGGCGGCGUCGAUGGUGACGAAACCUCCAUCCUGGCGACGCUGGCCGAUAGGAUACGUGACAAAAAGGUCGCAGUUCGUGUCGAAGCCACCAUUCUCCUGGCAAAGCUCUGGGCGGUGGGCGCUGGCGAAAUUGCGGAUGGUCAGGAAGCCGUGACCGCAUGCCUCGAAGGGGUUCCGAACAAGAUUAUCAGUGCUUUCUACGCGAAUGACUUGGAAGUCAACUUGCUCCUAGACCGGGUUCUGUUCGAGUGUCUGAUCCCUCUCAAGUACCCACAAGUGAAGAACAAGCAUGGGUCUUCGGCAUCCUCCGACAAGAAGGCGGCUCUUCUGACCACCGAGCAAGAUGCACUGCGCGCUGAGAGGAUCCUGCUCAUGCUCAAGUCGCUCAAUCCGAGUUCGAUGAAAGCAUUUUGGGCAAUGCAAGUACGGCAGACCCAAUUUGCGGUGGCUGUGGCGGCGUAUAUCAAGCACUGCGAGGCAUACAAUGGCGGUGUGUCCGAAGGGGAUGCAAGCAACGUCAAGAAGCUCCUGGGCCAGGCUAUUGACUGGAUGGCUCAGCAGUUCCCGGACGCGGUCAAGGUUCGUGGCGACUUGCAAAAGUUUGCGAAAAUGAACGACAGGCGGGCGUAUCAGCUGCUCAAGUUUGCGGUAGAGUCGGAAAGCGACUUUCAGAAAGUCAGACGCUCCAUACAUGAGCUCAUAUCGAAGAUUCAGGGGGGGUCGGCGGGAACCAUUGCAGAGACGCUGCUUGCCAUCCUAUAUCGCGCAAGCUCGCUCAUGUUCAACCGGAGUCACCUCACCACAAUCAUGGACACUUCAAAGGACGAGAACAACAAACUGGCGGCCACAGCACACGCCGUGCUCAAUGAGCUAUCGGCGCGCAACCCAGCACUUUUCAAGGCCCAUUCGGCCGAAUUGCGCACGUCCAUCGUCGACCAAGCGCCGUCCGCUACAAAGUCCAACGACCCCGGAGUCAUGGACAUGCUCAAAGCAUACUCCUCCUACGCGAAGCAGUACCCCGAAGAAGUCGAGGUGGACAAGGCAUUCACUCAAACCCUGAUGAACUACGCUCUUUAUGGGCGGCCACACAAAUCUGCCAAGUAUGCGGUCAACCUGAUUUUGAGCAAAGAUGACGACAAGGGCCGGGUCACAGCAACAAAUUUGGUCAAGAAAGCGGCGAAAGGCCUCGAGUUUGGCACGCCCAAUUUCCUCAACAAGCUACAAACUCUGUGUCACUUGCAGCGCUUGGUGCCAGAGGUCACGGCGGACGAGGAUGAGAAUAUCGACAGAGUGGCAGUCAAGGACGUUCUUCGCCAAGUGAGAAAGCCUGCAGAAGAGGAUGAUGCAAGCUGGGUUAACGACCCCGACAUGGAUGAAGAAAUACAAGCGAAGUCUCUCGCAUUGAAACUCCUGGUCAACCGGGCCCUGGCAACCGCCGAUGACGACAGUGCAGAAACGAGGGGAAAAGCUCUGCUCAAGCUCCUCAUGGUCUUUGUAGUGGAAGAGGGCGAGUUCUGCAAAUCGAAAAACACACCACUCCACCACAAGAAGCGCCUUCGCCUGCUUGCCGGCCAGUGCAUACUCAAAAUGUGCAGGGUCAAGAAAUACGACGACCAGCUAGAUCCCGCCAAUUUCAACAAGCUCGCCGAGCUUGUACAAGACAGUGAGCUGCAAGUGAGGCGACGCUUCAUGGAAAAACUACAGAAGCAUCUCCAGGCUGACAGCUUGCGACCUCGCUUCUAUACGAUGCUGUUCAUUGCGGCUUUUGAGCCCGUGUCCGAAGUCAGAAUCAAAGUCGAAACGUGGCUUCGGGCUCGAGCUCUAUACUACGCCGAUAACAAGAGGACUGUCAUGGAGGCCAUGAUUGGGAGGCUGAUCCCUCUCUUGGCGCAUCAUCCCGACUACAGCCCUGCAUUGGAGGAUCUCCUCGACUUUUCAAAGUACAUCAUCUUCUACUUGGACACGGUCGCCCGUGAGGACAACAUCUCGCACAUUUACAAAUAUGCCGAGCGGGUCAAGCAGACUCGAGACAUUCUCAGUCCUGAUGAUAGCGAUAGCCUGUAUACAAUCAGCGAUCUAGCACAGACAUUGAUUCGCAAGUUUCAGGAAAGACGCAACUGGAGCUUCCAAGCAUGGCCGGACAAGGUUGGUCUGCCAGCAGGCCUUUACGUGCCUUUGCCGUCGAGCGAAGUCGCACACGAAAUCGCCACGAAGCAAUAUGUUCCCGAGGAACUUGACGAGAGGCUCGAUGACUUGUUGAAGUCUCUCGAGCGGAAGAAGAAACGCAAGUCAGCUACAGACUCGUCGGAUCGGCCCAGUGGCAAGAAGGCAAAGAGCCAGAUCAGCACUGUGAUCCGCGAAAAGUCAAGCACAAAGGCCAAACCCAAGUCGUCGUCAUCCAAGCCCAAGAGGAAGAGGACGACAAGCACGACCCCAUCGAAAGCAGAGAAGCCAACGAUCCCUCUGUCGGAGCGAAGGCGCAGUGGGCGUGCCGCUGCGCCAACAACCAGUUACAAAGAGGCUGACGAGGAGGACGACGACGCUGAGAUGGAAGAUGGAUCAGCCGCUGGGUCAGACGAGGAGUCUGGGUCAGGCUCUGAUGCGGAGGAGUCUGGCUUGGAUUGA
Molecule: messenger RNA, 4209 nt
Organism: Emericellopsis cladophorae
Lineage: Eukaryota; Fungi; Ascomycota; Sordariomycetes; Hypocreales; Bionectriaceae
Product: Sister chromatid cohesion protein-like protein
Exons: 2
Coding region: 1-4209 (1402 amino acids)
Biological process (GO): mitotic sister chromatid cohesion; DNA repair
Cellular component (GO): nucleus; chromatin
Source: RefSeq, a predicted model, not a curated record